This is a messenger RNA of Suhomyces tanzawaensis NRRL Y-17324, 612 nucleotides long. RefSeq names its product dihydrofolate reductase (gene DFR1). The transcript has a single exon. Gene Ontology annotation, biological process: folic acid metabolic process; glycine biosynthetic process; dihydrofolate metabolic process. Gene Ontology annotation, molecular function: dihydrofolate reductase activity; NADP binding. The coding region runs from base 1 to 612 and encodes 203 amino acids. The record is from RefSeq and is a predicted model, not a curated record. Lineage: Eukaryota; Fungi; Ascomycota; Pichiomycetes; Serinales; Debaryomycetaceae. Gene Ontology annotation, cellular component: mitochondrion.
AUGUCCGAGUUCAAGCCCACCAUUGCCAUCAUCGUGGCCGCCCUCCGUCCCAGCGGCGGUAUAGGCCUCAACGGAAAAAUGCCCUGGAGACUCAGAAAGGAAAUCCGCUACUUCAAAGAUGUCACCACCAGAACAACUGGUACUGGCAUCAAUGCUGUGAUCAUGGGUCGCCGCACUUGGGAGUCCAUACCGUCGAAGUUCCGUCCAUUGCCGGACAGAGUCAAUGUGGUGUUGUCACGGUCGUUCAAGAACGAGAUGGUCGACAACAACGUCAUCCACGCCAACUCCAUCGACAAGUCCUUGGAGCAGCUCCAGUCCUACGGCACCAGCAUCGCCAAACAGAUCCAACGGGUAUUCAUUAUAGGUGGUGCUGAAAUCUACCGCGAGCUUGUCAACGACCCGGCUGUGUCCCACUUGUUGGUGACUGAGAUCGAUGCCAAAGAACCGGUGGAGGUCGACACGUUUUUGGGGUUCCCCUUGUUUGAGGGAAGUGCUGUGUGGGAGAAACGUCCCCAGAAGGAGCUUCAGUCUUUCAUAGGAGAUAUUGAGCUCGAAAAUGAUAUCGAGGAGGGCAAUUUUGUCUAUAACUACACUCUCUGGACCAGGAAAUGA